AGCAGUGGUCUCUCUCUCUAAAUGGCUCUUUCCCCUUGUCCCUACAGAAGGCCUUAAAGGAGAAUGGCUGCUGGGAACUCCUCCUCCGUGACAGAGUUUAUCCUCGCAGGCUUAAUGGACCAGCCAGAACUCCAGAUCCCCCUCUUCUUCCUGUUUCUAGGUUUCUACUUGGUCACCAUGGUGGGGAACCUGGGCUUGAUAACCCUGAUUGGGCUGAACUCUCACCUGCACACUCCCAUGUACUUCUUCCUCUUCAACCUCUCCUUAAUAGAUUUGUGUUACUCUACUACCAUCACCCCCAAAAUGCUGAUGAGUUUUGUCUCAAAGAAGAACAUCAUCUCCUAUGCUGGGUGUGUGACUCAGCUCUUCUUCUUUCUUUUGUUUGUCGUCUCUGAGUCCUUCAUCCUGUCGGCCAUGGCGUAUGACCGCUAUGUCGCCAUCUGUAACCCGCUGUUGUACACGGUCACCAUGUCUCCCCAGGCAUGUUUGCUCCUUUUGUUGGGUGUCUAUGGAAUGGGGUUUGCAGGGGCCAUGGCCCACACAGCAUCCAUGGUGAGUCUGACCUUCUGUGCCAAUAACGUUGUCAACCACUACAUGUGUGACAUCCUUCCCCUUCUCAAACGCUCCUGCACCAGCACCCAUGUGAAUGAGCUAGUGGUUUUUGUUGUUGUGGGCAUUGAUAUUGGUGUGCCCACAGUCACCAUCUUCGUAUCUUAUGCCCUCAUCCUCUCCAGCAUCCUCCGCAUUCGUUCUACCGAGGGCAGGUCCAAAGCCUUCAGCACCUGCAGCUCCCACAUGAUUGCGGUUUCUCUUUUCUUUGGGUCGGGGGCAUUCGUGUAUCUCAAACCCUCUUCUCUUUUACCUAUGAACCAAGGCAAAGUCUCCUCUUUGUUCUAUACCACUGUGGUGCCCAUGCUCAACCCGCUGAUCUAUAGCCUGAGGAAUAAGGAUGUCAAAAUUGCUCUGAAGAAAACCUUGAGUAAAAGUUCAUUCUCCUAAGAAAGGGGCAAUACUUAG
Lemur catta (Ring-tailed lemur) is the source of this 1017-nucleotide messenger RNA. RefSeq names its product olfactory receptor 145. Gene Ontology annotation, molecular function: G protein-coupled receptor activity; odorant binding; olfactory receptor activity. The transcript has a single exon. NCBI's taxonomy places the organism in Eukaryota, Metazoa, Chordata, Mammalia, Primates, Lemuridae. Bases 64 to 999 code for a protein of 311 amino acids. Gene Ontology annotation, cellular component: membrane. Gene Ontology annotation, biological process: G protein-coupled receptor signaling pathway; sensory perception of smell. The record is from RefSeq and is a predicted model, not a curated record.